Molecule: messenger RNA, 4593 nt
Organism: Suillus plorans
Lineage: Eukaryota; Fungi; Basidiomycota; Agaricomycetes; Boletales; Suillaceae
Product: Hsp90 protein-domain-containing protein
Exons: 26
Coding region: 1-4593 (1530 amino acids)
Biological process (GO): protein folding
Molecular function (GO): ATP hydrolysis activity; ATP binding; ATP-dependent protein folding chaperone
Source: RefSeq, a predicted model, not a curated record
AUGAACUCAUUUAGCGCCCCUCCAUUACCUCCAGGGUGGACGGAGCACGUUGGACCUGCGGGCCAACCAUACUACUACCACGCCGGGACACGAGAGUCUACCUACGUUCGGCCACUUCCUGCGUUCCCUAUUAUCCCACAAGCUAUCAUCCCGCAGCCUCCAAAGAAGAAAGACAAACCGUCGGUAAAAACCCCGAUACCUGGUACAGAAUGGCUUCGUGUAACGACGACGGAGGGGAACAUAUUCUAUUCACACAAGGCGAAGAAGCAGAGCGUGUGGACCGUGCCGGAGGAAAUAAAAGAUGCUCUUGAAGCAUUCGAGCGUGCCGAGAAACAUGAAGACGCGCAGAAGCAACAACAGGAGGCAAAGGGAAAGGACGUCGAGAAGUUGGGGUUCGAGGAGGAGCAGGAGCUCAAACGGAUUAAGACAGAAAUGCAGAGCCUUGUAAAGCGAAAAGCGGAAGAACCUCAACCUUUGGACGAGGUUGUGAUUUCGAAAAAGGCGCGAGUAGAAGAAGAGGCUGAAGGCGAAGAGGAGGAGGGAGAUGAGGAAGGGGAGGAUGAUGACGAUGAGAGCGAGGAGGAGGAGUGGCAACGCGAGGCUGCUGCACAACUCGCUGCUGAAGCAGAGGAGGAGAAGAAGAGGCUGGAAGAAGAAGCCAAGUUUGCACAGGAAGCAGAAGACACAGAAACCAAGAAGAUGCAAGAAAAUGAGAGGUCUCAGCUCAACAUGCCCGAUCGCGUCGAUCUCUCUAUUGAAGAGGCUAAGGCAUUGUUCAAGACCUUACUUAGGGAAAAGGAUAUCAGUCCUUUACACCCUUGGGAUACUUCAUUACCCUUGUUUAUAUCAGAUCCGCGCUACGUUCUACUCCCUUCUGUUUCAGCACGUCGUGAUGCAUUCGAUGAAUACUGUCGGGAUCGUGCGCGCGAACUACGGCAACAAAAUGUCAAGAAAGAAAAGGCAGAAGCAAAUCCUAAGGAAGAGUAUGAACGACUUCUUAGCCAAGAAGUGAAAAGCACGAGAACAUCCUGGUCUGACUUUCGAAGGACAUGGAAGAAAGACCGGCGAUUUUACGGAUGGGGGAGAGAUGACCGAGAGCGAGAGAAACGAUUCAAGGAGUAUCUCAAAGAGCUUGGAGAGAAAAAGCGUAUAGCCGCCGAGAAGGCGGAGGCAGAUUUCUUUACUCUUCUGCGCGAGAGCGGUGUGGUCAGGUCAGAUUCAUUAUGGAAGGACGUGAAACGAAAAUUAUCCCAUGACGCUCGAUAUGAUGCUGUCGGGUCUUCAUCUCUGCGUGAAGAGCUAUUCCAGACCUUCCUCAAGGCACACGGGUCUUCAUCUUCGCAUUCAACCUCUCCUAAAGUUACAGAUGAGACGGGAAAACAUGAUACAGAAGAAGAUGCCGAGCAAAAGCGCAGAGACAAGAAGGAACAAGCCCUCAAAGAACGUGAACAAAAGGUGAGAGCUGAUCGUAGUCGUAUGGACGCCGAAAUAGGGCGCUCCAAGAUGGGUUUGAACCUGGAGGAAGGUGAAAGAGAAUUCCGCACACUGCUUACAGACGCAGUGCGAGAUCCACAGGCCACCUGGGAAUCGAUACGUCCCCAACUACAAACCGAUCCUCGAUUCAAUAACUCCCCUCUCCCUGUAAAUCAGCAAUUGCAUCUCUUCCAUACACAUAUGAGUCAGUUGCAGAUGAAACAUUUGGCCGGUCUACAUUCGUUGUUCCAAGCCCAUGCACCAUCCUUAGCAACGCCAUUCUCUGCUCUUCCGCUUGAAUCCAUAUUAAAAUCGCUUCCGGUGACAAAACUCGCCUUUGACACUCGUGGUCUCCAGCAAGAAUAUGAGAAAUGGCAACGCGAACGGACAUACGAAUGCAGAAAAGCAUUCGACGAGAUGCUUGCGGAGAAUUCCUUUGUUGAGUUCUGGGGAAGACUGGGAAAAAUCGGAGGUGAAGGAGUCGAGGGAGGGGUCAAAGCAGAUGAUUUAGGUGAGGAUGAAGGCGAAGGUUUUGGUGGAAAGGUCGACAUGAAAGCGCUCGCAAAGAGUGUGGACCUUUCGGACAUCGAGAAAGUGCUGAAGAAUGAUAAGAGAUACAUUAUGUUCGAGCAUGUGGCAGCACAGCGAGAACGAUGGUUAAGGGUGAGAUUUCAUACUUCAAUAAAUAGCUGCCGUACUGCUGUUGGACCUCAAAGCACCAGACAAGAGACCAACUCUCGUUCCCAGUUGACUCACUCGACAAUGCGUCUGCUGAGUCCUCUAAUCCUGUCACUUACAGCCCUCUCGUCGUGCGUUUUUGCGCAAGAUGCAGGUGUUAACAAGGUUAAAUAUGACUACCAGAGCGAUGUUGCACGCCUGCGCAAGAUAGUUGUCAACAGUCUUUACUCAAACAGGGACGUGUUCUUGCGGGAACUCAUUUCAAACGCCAAUGAUGCACUCGAAAAGCUUCGGCUCACCGCGCUCACAGAGAAGAGCAUAUGGGAUGGUGUCUCCCCUCUGAACCUCACCAUCAAAACGGAGAAAGAUCCCAAUGGCGAGGGUGGUCGUAUCAUCAUUACCGACACCGGGAUUGGCAUGAGUGCAGCGGAACUGACAACUAACCUGGGUACUUUGGCAAAGUCUGGAACUUCUGACUUUCUUGCGGGAGUGGAUGGCGACGACUCGACCGCAACUGGCAAUCUUAUUGGUGCAUUCGGGCUUGGUUUUUACAGCAGCUUCCUUGUAGCAGAUAAAGUUACCGUUGCAUCUUUAUCCCCACCCUCAUCCAAGAAUCACAACCCUAUCCAGAAUGUCUUCAGUUCUUCUGCGGAUGAGGGUUCAUUCGAGAUAUACCCUGACCCACGCGGAAAUACCCUCGGCCAUGGAACUGAGAUUACACUUUAUUUGAAGAGUGACGCUUCCCAUUAUCUUGUGACCUCUAACCUUAUGAAGCUUGUUAACCAGCACUCUGGAUUUUCGACUGCCUUCCCGAUUUACAUUUGGUAUGAGGCCGAGGAAGAAGUUCCCGACGUAGACGAAGAAGUUGUUCUAAACGAGCAAGAAGAGAAAUCUACUGACGUGGAUGAGGAUGAAGCCGUGGUCGAGGAAGAUGCAGAGAAGGAAUCCGCAUCUCCCAAGAUGAAGAAGGUCAUAGUUGGUCACUGGGAACACUUGAACGCGCAGCCUCCCCUCUGGAUGCGCGAUUCAAAGACAGUCACUGAUGAAGAAUAUGAGCUACUGUACCAGGCAACCUUCAAAGACUUCCAAAAACCCCUUGCAUGGCAUCAUUUCCAUGGUGACUCGGAAUCCGGCGUGUCUUUCCAUGCUCUCAUUUACAUUCCCUCGCGUUUGACUGAGGAGUUUUUCAACAAGCCACUCGAUAAUUCGGCAAAGGACGUCAGACUGCUGGUGAAACACGUGUUCAUCACCUCUGACCUAGGUGAAUAUGGCUUGCCGAAGUGGGCUAGCUGGGUGAAGGUCAUUAUCGACGCUGAUGACCUCCCAUUGAAUGUCUCUCGCGAAACCCUCCAGUCCAGCUCUUUCCUCAAGCAGAUCAAGCAAAUUAUUUUGCGCCGUCUCAUUCAGCUCUUUUCUAAAAUUGCUGAAGAAGACCAGGAAAAAUAUGCGGAGAUCACGAAGCAUUAUGGUCAAGUCUUGAAACUAGCCGCGUCAGAGGACAGUAAAAACCGCCAGAAACUGGCAGCUCUUGUACGCUUUGAUACAAACCAACGGGAAGCCGUAUCGUUUGACUCGUAUUUGGAGAACAGGAAGCAAGGACAAAAGCAGAUUUUCUAUCUCGCUGACAUGGGCAAAUCCAUCGACCAUCUAUCUCAAAGCGUGUUUGUAGAAAAGUUGCACGCCCGCGGGUACGAAGUACUGCUUCUGAACGAGCCAUUGGACGAAAUCAUGCUUCAAAGCAUCCGAAAUUGGAAGGGUGUCCCAUUCCAGGACGUCGCCAAGGCUGGAUUGGACUUCGGAGAUGACACCCAAGAGGAGAAGGAUGAGAUCGCGGAACUGACGGACAAAUACGCUCCCCUUCUUGAGUGGUUGAAAAUUGAGGCUGGUGACAAUGUUAAGAAAGUGAUCGUCUCUAAUAGGCUCGUCACGAGUCCUUGUGCAAUUGUCGCAGACAGCAUGGGGUUCACAGCAAAUGUCCAGAAGCUCAUGAGUGCGUUGAACUACCGCGGGGCCCAGCAGAACGAUGCUAUGCAAGACUAUAUGAAGAAGCAGAAGGUUCUGGAAAUCAAUCCGCGAUCGCCGUUGAUCGAAGGCCUCCUAGAACACGUCGAGCAAUUGAAUGCAGAUGGCGAUGACAAAGACCUAGAUUCUGAGGCACAGCUCAAAGAGGUUACUUCCAUCUUGAUCGACGGGGCUCUUGUUCGUUCCGGGUUUGAAGUUGCCAACUCCAACAUGUUUUUGACUCGUGUGGAUAGAGUGCUCAGGCGAUCACUCGGUGUCUCUGAGACCGCACCGACAGAUAACACCGUGAAACCAGCUCCUCCUGUUGACCCAGAGCUGCCUAGUGACAUACCCAAUCCUGAUGAAGUGAACAACAACCAGAUUCAAUUCGAGAUGGAGGAAAUUGAUGAACAUGGAAAUGUUGUUCACGAUGAACUGUAA